AUGACAUUUGGACAAUUUGUUUCGUCCACAGGGGAAGCUAUUCGUGGAAUUAUACAAUGGGAAGGGCUUCCGAGAGCGAUCAGUGUCGAAUUUCCAUAUGUUGUUGCUUUAUUGCGUAACAACACUAUUGAAAUUCACGAUAUAACUGAACUUAAACUUGUUCAACGCGAAGUCCUUUCGUCAAAAUCAAAAACCAUCUCAACUGGGCCUGGUAUUAAAGUUCAGGUCGCCGGUUUAAUUGAUAAGUUAAAAUUGGAGAGUGGAUAUUUAUUGAAUGAAGAUAAUUCUUCUUCCCAACUAGAUAAUAAUACUUCAUCUGACGUAGAUGGUUUACAAAUUCUCACAGGGUCAAGCAGUAAUCAAUCCAAUUUUUUAGCAACUAUUCCCACUCGACUUAUAAUUGCUGGAAGUGAAUCAGUUGUUGCUUUAACAGCAACACCUUUGAUCGUUCAGGCUGAUUCGAUGUUGGAUUCUUCUGCCCGCAUAGAUGAAGCUGUAGAAUUGGCCAGACAAGCGAUGAAGACAUCAACUCCAGAUAAUGUCCAUAGCGAAAUCAUGCGUCAUGAAUCUAAUUAUAUUCUUCAAAAAUCUGGCUUCCUUUACCUUGGAGAGACAUUGUUUGAAAUGGCCUUCCCACUUUUCGAAGAAGGAGGAAUCGAUCCUCGGUUAUUAAUUCAAUUAUUCGGAAACUUGAGAGAGAUUAUAUGUUAUGAUAAUAAUUUUACUGUUUAUUCCGGCGUUAAAACAAUUAUCAAACGUCUUGGUGCCAUUGAUGAUAUUGUAUCACGUAGCCUUGUUAAGAAUUAUGACCCUCAUAUUAAGCCUGAUCUUGAAUCAUCACACGCUACAAAAGAACUUCGUAAAGUACUCAUUAAGAAUGCAAAAGAGAUGUUACAAAAGUUUCUAACAAAGUAUCGUGAACAACGAAGAGACAAAGGAAAAACUUUGAAGCCAGAUAAAAGAAAUAUUUUGAGGGCUGUUGAUAACGCUUUACUUAGGUUAUACGCUGAAUCUAACUCCGAACAAUUAAAUUCUUUAUUAGAAAAUUCUAAUGAAUGUGUGUUGGAACUUAGUGAAAAAAUUUUAUUUGAUAACAAGAAAUAUUAUCCUUUGGCUUUACUUUAUAAAGACAAUAAAGAAUACAAAAAAUCAUUGGAAUUAUGGAAAAAAAUUUUUGAAGAAGAUCAUCCAGACAAGGAUGGCCCUAAUUGUUUAAAACAAAUGGCAAAUUUGCUUAGAAAGUUGGAUGAUCAUGAUAUAGUAUUAGAAUAUGCUAAUUGGAUUACCAAACAUGACGAAGUCAUUGGAGCCCAGAUAUUUAUUCAACCUAAUUUAAGGCGAUCUCUAUUGAUUGAACCUAGUUUGGUCUUGGAUCAAUUAAGAACGGUUGGUAAAAACGGACUUAAAUUAUACUUGGAAUAUUUGGUCAUACAGCGAAAAAGUCAAGAAGAACAGCAUCAUACAGAACUGGCACUCUUAUACGUAGAAGAAUUAGAAACAAUACUGCAAUCGAAUGAAGCGAAAGAAGAUUUAUUAUCACAAGGAAGAGCCACCUUAAUCACUUUCUUACAAUCUUCUACUCGAUAUAAUGCAAAAUUAAUUUUGAAUAAAUUGCUUGAAAUUCAAAUAUUAAAAGCUGAGUUGGCUGUCGUUUAUGGAAAGUUGGAUGAUCAUGAGAAAGCUUUACAUAUAUUAGUCGAUGAUUUAAGAGAUUAUCGUGGUGCCGAAUUCUAUUGUCUCUAUGCUGGUCGAAUGAUUGGUAUCAUAUCAGCUAAGAAGCAAUCGGAUAACAAAUCUAUUGAAGAUAAGGAUUUGAUUUCUACAAGACGUACUUUAUUCUCAAUGUUAUUAAAAGUUUAUCUUCAAAAUGGAAACGAAAUUAUUGAAAAAAUAAUAAAUUUAUUGAAUACACAUGCGGUGUAUUUGGAUACCAAUGAGGUUAUGGAAUCAUUACCGGAAUUCUGGUCAGUUGAAAUGUUGAACGAAUUUUUGAUUCGUUCAUUAAGGCAAAAUUAUCAUGAGUAUAGGGAAGGUCAAAUUCUAAAAGGAUUGUGUCGUGGCGAGAACACCAUGACGAGUUUUGAAUUAUAUCAAGCAUAUCAAGCAAUUGGACCAAUUGUAAUAAAUCAAAAUGUAUCAUGUUCAAUAUGUAAAGAGUAUAUCAGUGGAUCAGAUUUUAUGAGACAACCAAACAAUGAUAUUGUACACGUCAAUUGUAAUAAUUCUGAGCAUAGAGAGAGCAAUACAGCAGUUUCAGAUCCCUUGAGCAAUCAGACAUAG
Messenger RNA from Funneliformis mosseae, 2280 nucleotides. The record is from the annotation of a GenBank genome assembly. Lineage: Eukaryota; Fungi; Glomeromycota; Glomeromycetes; Glomerales; Glomeraceae.